Copidosoma floridanum is the source of this 1562-nucleotide messenger RNA. RefSeq lists its product as uncharacterized. The record is from RefSeq and is a predicted model, not a curated record. Lineage: Eukaryota; Metazoa; Arthropoda; Insecta; Hymenoptera; Encyrtidae.
UCUUCACACGAAGGCUCAUAUAAAUGCAGAUUAUUGCAUCCGUUACGUUAAAUAUGAGUUUUCGUUUAGAUUUAAUUUUAAUUAUUUUACUACUACGCACAAUUGCUGUUUUUAAAUGUGAGAUUGCUCCUAGAUCGACAGUUACUGGAAUACCUGACUUAUCGUCCAUAGGCGGAGGCAGUACCCAUGGGGGUCUAAGUUAUGGUGGGCACAGUUCUAACGGUAGAUCGUAUCGAUGGUCCUCUAGCCAAGGUGGAGGUCAUAGCGGUUCGAGUUCUGGUGGAUCAUCGAUGGGUUUCGGAUCGGGAGGUCAAGGUGGGAUGACUUCUAAUGGGGGCUCCUAUCGAUGGUCCUCUAGCCAAGGUGGAGGUCAUAGCGGUUCGAGUUCUGGUGGAUCAUCCAUGGGUUUCGGAUCGGGAGGUCAAGGUGGAUUGAGUUCUAGUGGAGGCUCCUAUCGAUGGUCCUCUAGCCAAGGUGGAGGUCAUAGCGGUUUGAGUUCUGGUGGAGCAUCUAUGGGUCUCGGAUCGGGAGGUCUAAGUGGAUUGAGUUCUAGUGGAGGCUCCUAUCGAUGGUCCUCUAGCCAAGGUGGAGGUCAUAGCGGUUUGAGUUCUGGUGGAGCAUCUAUGGGUCUCGGAUCGGGAGGUCAAAGUGGAUUGAGUUCUAGUGGAGGCUCCUAUCGAUGGUCCUCUAGCCAAGGUGGAGGUCAUAGCGGUUUGAGUUCUGGUGGAGCAUCUAUGGGUCUCGGAUCGGGAGGUCAAAGUGGAUUGAGUUCUAGUGGAGGCUCCUAUCGAUGGUCCUCUAGCCAAGGUGGAGGUCAUAGCGGUUUGAGUUCUGGUGGAGCAUCUAUGGGUCUCGGAUCGGGAGGUCAAAGUGGAUUGAGUUCUAGUGGAGGCUCCUAUCGAUGGUCCUCUAGCCAAGGUGGAGGUCAUAGCGGUUUGAGUUCUGGUGGAGCAUCUAUGGGUCUCGGAUCGGGAGGUCAAAGUGGAUUGAGUUCUAGUGGAGGCUCCUAUCGAUGGUCCUCUAGCCAAGGUGGAGGUCAUAGCGGUUUGAGUUCUGGUGGAGCAUCUAUGGGUCUCGGAUCGGGAGGUCUAGGUGGAAUAAGCUCUAGUAGUGGUUCUUCUGGUAUGACGAUGAGCCAUGGUGGCAUGAAUUCUGGUGGAACAUCGGCAAGUCUCGGAGGAGGAGCUCGAGGUGGGAUGAGCUCUAGAGGUGGUUCUUCUGGGAUGUCGAUGGGACACGGUGGACAUGGUGGUGGGCAUGGUGGCAUGAGUUCUGGUGGAGCAUCGGCAAGUCUCGGAGGAGGAGCUCGAGGUGGGAUGAGCUCUAGAGGUGGUUCUUCUGGGAUGUCGAUGGGACACGGUGGACAUGGUGGUGGGCAUGGUGGCAUGAGUUCUGGUGGAGCAUCGGCAAGUCUCGGAGGAGGAGCUCGAGGUGGGAUGAGCUCUAGUGGUGGUUCUUCUGGGAUGUCGAUGGGACAUGGUGGACAUGGUGGUGGACAUGGUGGCAUGAAUUCUGGUGGAGCAUCGAUGGGUCUCGGAGGAGGAGCUCGAGGUGGUUGGUAG